AUGGACAAUGGAUCAGACAUUGGCUACAUGCUACAGCUGGAGGGUGUUGACCUUGCACCUCAGUUUGUUUACCCAGUGUUUUUCAUUCUGCUUUUCACCUAUCUAAUCCUCAUGUUCACUAACACAGGACUCAUGGUCCUCAUCGCCACGGAAAAGAGUCUACAGCAGCCCAUGUACCUGUUGUUCUGUAACCUGUCGUUCAAUGAUAUUAUGGAAAACACAAACCUUCUGCCUCGAUUAAUGAUCGACCUUCUCUCGUCUGAGCGAUAUAUUAGUUAUGUUGAGUGUGUCAUUCAGGCAUUCUGUAAUCACACAUUCUCUGCAGCGGCUCACACAAUAUUGAUGAUCAUGGCAUUUGACAGGUAUGUGGCCAUAUGUAACCCUCUGAGAUAUUCCUCCAUCAUGACCACCAGCAUGGUGGCGAAGUUGUCAGCAGGUGCUUGGGGCUCAGCAUUGCUCACGGUGUCAGUCUUGCUUGGGCUCACCAUUCGAUUGACUAGAUGCCGGUCAUUUCUCAUGAAUAUGUACUGUGACAAUGCAUCUUUGUUCAAGCUUUCAUGCCAAGAUGUGUCAGUCAACAACAUCUUUGGUCUUUUCUACACAGCACUGUUCAUUAGUUCUUCAUUGCUUAGUAUAGGCAUCACCUAUUUUAAAAUAGUCACCGUUUGUUUCACCAGGAAAAGCAAAGAACUGAACAGCAAAGCACUUCAAACUUGUUCCACUCACUUAGUACUCUACAUGAUCAUGUUGUGGUCUGGCCUUCUCAGCGUUCUCUUUCACCGCAUUCAGAUCUACUCAGGCUAUCGAAAGUUGAUGUCCAUUUUGUUUCAUGUUGUCCCAGCGAAUCUAAACCCCAUUAUUUAUGCACUGCAAACAAAGGAACUAAAAAGCAAGGUAAAGAAAUUAUUUCAUUCAAAAGUUUCUAAUACAUACAGAUAA
Scleropages formosus (Asian bonytongue) is the source of this 939-nucleotide messenger RNA. Its product is annotated as olfactory receptor-like protein COR2. The transcript has a single exon. Lineage: Eukaryota; Metazoa; Chordata; Actinopteri; Osteoglossiformes; Osteoglossidae. Gene Ontology annotation, cellular component: membrane. The record is from RefSeq and is a predicted model, not a curated record. The coding region runs from base 1 to 939 and encodes 312 amino acids. Gene Ontology annotation, biological process: detection of chemical stimulus involved in sensory perception of smell; G protein-coupled receptor signaling pathway. Gene Ontology annotation, molecular function: olfactory receptor activity; odorant binding.